GGCCGGCCCGGCGGCGCGCGGGCAGCGGCGGCGGCGGCCCAAGAUGGCGGAGCUGCAGCUGGACCCGGCGAUGGCGGGGCUGGGAGGGGGCGGCGGGAGCGGGCUGGGCGACGGGGGCGGCCCGGGUCGCGGGCCCCCCAGCCCUCGCCCUGCUGGCCCCACGCCCCGCGGGCACGGCCGCCCGCCCACCGCCGUCGCGCAGCCGCUGGAGCCGGGUCCCGGACCUCCCGAGCGGGCAGGGGGCGGUGGCGCGGCCCGCUGGGUCCGGCUGAACGUGGGCGGCACCUACUUCGUGACCACCAGGCAGACCCUAGGCCGGGAGCCCAAGUCUUUUCUCUGCCGCCUCUGCUGCCAGGAGGACCCGGAGCUGGACUCAGACAAGGACGAGACAGGGGCCUAUCUGAUUGACAGGGACCCUACCUACUUUGGUCCUAUCCUAAACUACCUCCGCCAUGGGAAGCUCAUCAUUACGAAGGAGUUGGCAGAAGAAGGCGUGCUGGAGGAAGCGGAGUUUUACAACAUUGCAUCUCUUGUGCGACUGGUUAAGGAAAGGAUACGGGACAACGAGAACAGAACUUCACAGGGCCCCGUGAAGCAUGUGUACAGAGUCCUGCAGUGCCAAGAAGAGGAGCUCACGCAGAUGGUGUCCACUAUGUCUGAUGGUUGGAAAUUCGAACAGCUAAUCAGCAUUGGAUCUUCCUAUAACUACGGAAAUGAGGAUCAGGCAGAGUUCCUGUGUGUCGUCUCCAGAGAACUAAAUAAUUCUACCAAUGGCAUCGUCAUCGAGCCAAGCGAGAAGGCAAAGAUUCUUCAGGAGAGAGGGUCUCGGAUGUAAACACCGGAGUCCUAAACGACGAGAGAGCAACCCCGCAGAGCGCCUCUGUGAAGUUAGGUCUUGCUCCUGUACAGUCUACUGCAAAGCCAAGCGGAGCCUGGCCCCUCAGUGAAGAAGUGUUCUGGUCAAAACCAAAGGAACCCCUUCCCCACCCACAGGAAGCCGAAGACAGAGGCCACUUCCGGCUGCAGAAUACCUUUUCAGAAACCUGCUUUUGUUUUCUUAGCCAGUGUUACAACAAAUCUUUAUAAGAGCAGCUGGGCCACGUUCCAGUUGGAGCUCAUGUAGGGAUAUGGGGAGGGGAAGAGGAAGGCCUGGGUCCCUGCACACGCUGUACUUCACAGAAGCCGGAGCAAGCGAGAGGGUUGUCCCUGAGCUGUGCCGUGUUUUCACCUGAACGUGCCGCAUUGGACGUUGGCAGCUGCUUUGUAACAGUCUUUCCCCUCCUGUGCACCCCAGAAUGAUGCAGCAGACACAAAGGAUUCUGGCUUCAGGUUGUUGAAUUGAGGUGUGGGUAAAGGAUAGAGUUGCCAGAGUACCCCACAUUCCUGUGAACAAAACCUCUGGGAGGAGGGGGACGAGGGGGUGUCCCUGGUUGUGGUUGGAGACUGGGGAUUGCAGCUCCGAGUUCAGGGCACCAGCUGCUGCCGUGUUCAGCUUUGCCUCAUUUGUCUUCAGCAGCCUGGACCACCCCAUAUAGCUUGCUUUCUCCCCAGGAAGAGGUUUGAGGCCGGCAGCAUCUACGCCAAUCAGGAGACAGACAGAUGGGCGCUUUAGGUGGCUGGUGUAACUGCUUCCGCAGCCUUCUCUUGCCCUCCGUGGGCCCAUCUUCCUUCCCCGGCUGUUUAAACUGGGACCGAGGAUAAAGGGAUGGCUUGGGGCGGGGACAGCUGUUUCUUUGAAAGUUGCCAAAUGUGUUAUGUUGUAGUAUCCAAAAGUGCUGUCAUUUUUGUGAUCGUCUCUUGGAAAUGCCUUGACCGAAAGUGCGAUAUUUGUGUCUCUUCUUGGUCUCUGACCUUGGCGGUGUCAUUGAGCCUGCACCCUCCCCCGCAGCGUGUGUGCGUUUGCUGGGCAGUCUGAGGACUCCCCCGUCUCUGACCCCAGCCCUCACCGCCACUUCUUUCUGUGGAGUGCCAAGGCGUCGAGGAUGAAACGCUGCUCGACCCGGAGGAGUGAAAGCCCUCCUUUGGGCUGUGACCUCAGAGUCUGUAACUGGACUUGCUCUCUGAGCCUUCUGAGUCUUGGUGAGCAGUCAUGCGAUGAAAGGGGCCAGAGAACCACGACUUUUCCCCAGGUGACUUUCCUAGUGUGGCACAUGGUCCGUAGGAGGGGGAGGUACCCAAGCAGAAUGUUCCAUCCGUAAAAGCUCCCUCAAGCGCAUGGCUUCUAGGUACCUUCGGAGCUGAGGUUCUCCCUCCUCCACAGCUCAGCUGCUUACUGCGUGGGUCUGGGUUUGUUUGGAAAUGACCAUUGACCGUGCCAAAUGUCUUUGGAGCCUGUGACCUGCCCCUGCCCCGAUGGCCUAACUCUUCUCUUCUCCGGGAUUCUCACGUUGCCCUCAUGUGUCUGUGUGUAGAGUAGGUAGAAGUGUGUGUCCAGGGCGUCUGCGGACGUGCGGUGUCUGCACACCAGUGUGAACAUGCAUGUCCGCACCUCGGAAGUCUGGCCCGUACCCAGGAUUUUUGCAGCUGUAAAAUGUUAGAGGAACUGCUACCUACGCAGAAAGGGUCACCCCUUCAGAAAGCGUGCAGGCUUCCAUCCUGUCAUCUCUCGGGGGGGAAAAAGAUGUGAGCGUAUCAGGGAAAAGCUGCGCUGAGGCGGACAGAGCACUGUGGGCAAGGUGCCCGGUGGCCAGUUCCAGUGAGAACCGUCAGACUGAAAGGAGGGAAAGCAGCUGCAGCUGGGGCCUCAUGCCCGAUCAGGUCUGCUCUCUGGGGCUCGCCUGGUGAGCAGCCUUUGGCCCCCGCCCAGCGAGGAGGAGCGUGGAGGCCGCGGGGCAGCCGUGAGCCGGCCCCUCGGGAUGCACUGUUUCUGUCGCGCUUCUCAGCGGUGCACCGUGGUGCUUGCUAAAAGGCUGCUGAGCCCCUUGCUAAGUGCUCUGAGGAACGGGAGGGCUGGCUUUCACCAGGUUUCCCUCCUCCUGGCAACCCAGUGACAGUUUCAGCUGUUGCAAUGCUCUAGGAAUCUGAGAGUGAUUCGUUUCUUAAGGUUUCUGGAAAAGUAUUUUACCCAAGCCCUUUAUGAACCAAGUUGGUGUUUUUUCUUGAAAGCCUUCUCUCCCCGGGAGAGUAACUAUAGACAGAGGUCUGCCCAUUGGCUUGGGGACAUCACGUGACCAGUGACCCACACGCUUCAGCUGCCCAGGGCUGCCACGUGGGGAGUGUCUCUCUGCUUCCUUCUCUGCCCGGGUCCAAGGCUGUGGGUGAUUCAGGCCAGACCCAGGGAGCAGCCUGGCAUCUCCUGAGUGAUGACUCAGUAGCCGCUUCCAUCUUUUCCUCAGAACCUGCUCCUCUUUCUUGGCAGUGAGGCAGGGCCCAGCCUCCUCUAGAGUAACUUCGUUUCUGCACAGUUUACCUGAUUGCAGGGGUGUCCACGAGAUGAAGAGGAGGAGGGGGCAGAGAUGCUGAGGGAGGAGGGCUGAGAAGUCACCCACACCCUCCAGCGUGGCCUUUGAGCCAGGCCUUAGGGACCAUACCUGUCACUUGUGGGUGCCCUUUGUUACAUUUGUGUGUUUGAAUAAAGUCUGAAAUGAUGUGACCCUUUUUCUUUUCCUCCUGUCAAUAAAGACGUGAAACAAACUUCUGAA
This is a messenger RNA of Hippopotamus amphibius kiboko, 3641 nucleotides long. It is a transcript of the gene KCTD2, whose product is annotated as potassium channel tetramerization domain containing 2. Gene Ontology annotation, biological process: proteasome-mediated ubiquitin-dependent protein catabolic process; protein homooligomerization. The coding region runs from base 44 to 835 and encodes 263 amino acids. The transcript is spliced from 6 exons. The record is from RefSeq and is a predicted model, not a curated record. Gene Ontology annotation, cellular component: cytoplasm; Cul3-RING ubiquitin ligase complex. Gene Ontology annotation, molecular function: cullin family protein binding. NCBI's taxonomy places the organism in Eukaryota, Metazoa, Chordata, Mammalia, Artiodactyla, Hippopotamidae.